CCGUAUCUUACGAUUCUUCCAUUAACGAGCAAUCUCUUCGCAAUUCCAUUAAUAGAAGGAAAUGCAUAGAGUUUGUGGACAGUGUGUGUGACUUUGCGUCUGCGAGUUAAUGAAUUUUAACCUAUCAAUAACGAAACAAACAACGUUGUAGCUGCUCACAAUGGACUCUCCCAGUGUAGUUCGCUUCUUUGGAAUUACGCUGGCCCCAUCCACUUUCAGCAUUAUAUACGAAAAGUGCCACCGAGCAAAUUUAAGGAAACUUCUUGAUGCCCCGCAGAUUCCUUUAGAUGACGAAUUUAAACUGUCUCUAAUUAUGAAUCUAUUGCAGGGUGUUGCUGCUAUCCACGCCCAUCCGACGAUUAAAUUCCAUGGAUCCUUGUGUUCUUAUUUGUGUGGCAUUACUAAUCAUUUUGGAUUGAAAAUUUGUGGUCUUGGAUGUGACCGAUUAUUGCAAUACACCGGCCUGAAUCGCGGCACUCACUUGCUUGGUGACCUUUUUACAUUUCCUGAGAGCGGCGAAACAAGAGUCCAAAUUACUGAUCGCAGACCGAAUGACAUUUACGCCGCUGGAGCAAUUUGCACCGAAAUUUUUACGGAACGUGUUGUCCUUAAAAGCGACAGAGAGCAUUUAAUUACUUUAGUUGCUAAUCUUCCACCAAAAGAAAAUCUGAAGUACGGAGCAGUUCUUCUGUCUUGCUUUGAUAGCGACGCAACGCGUCGUCCGACGGUUAAAAAAUUAAAACAAGCAUUUUCCCCUAAACGGAAGAAAGUCACAGUUAUGGAGAGAUUACUGCAACGUUUAGCUAAGUAUUCUAUGGAACUGGAACAUCUGGUCGGUUUAAAAACUCAGGAAUUACUUCUGGAACGAAGCAAAUGCGAUGAGAUUCUACUGCAUAUACUACCAGCAGCCGUAGUGGAAGCGUUGCGUAAACACGAGAAAAUACUACCCGAACCUUUCGACUCCGUAACGAUAAUGUUCAGCGAUAUUGUUGGAUUCGUACAAUUUGUCGCAUCCGUAACGCCGUACCAAGUCAUCGAGUUCCUGAAUACAGUGCACGGCCUUUCGGAUAAAAUAAUAUGUGAUUUUGACGUUUACAAAGUUGAAACGAUAGGCGAUAUUUACUUCAUUGUGAGCGGCUUGCCAGUGAGGAAUGGCAUCACACAUGCAGCGGAGAUUUGCUACACAGCUGUCACCUUUUUGCAAGUCUUCAGCACUAAAUUACGAAGUUUUGACGAAUCAAUGGCUAUUCGGAUUGGAAUACAUACUGAAGGUCCUUGUAUUGCUAGCGUGGUGGGUCUACAGCGUCCACGCUAUUGCCUGUUUGGAGACACGGUGAACACAGCAUCCAGAAUGGAGUCGUGUGGCGAACCAAACCGCAUUCAUAUCAGCCCCAUGACUACGGAGUUAAUAAGGAAUAACACAGCAUUUCGAUGUGUGCUUAGAGGUUCUAUUCUGGUUAAAGGCAAAGGAGAAAUGACAACGUUCUGGCUUGAAAAACGUGACCUUUUGUAGCUGUUUUUGUACAGCAUAUGUAUUAUUGUCGUAGUACAGAACAAAAAAAUUAUGUCCUAGUAUAUGCUUUGCACAAACGAGAAUAUACUGUA
This is a messenger RNA of Paramacrobiotus metropolitanus, 1605 nucleotides long. RefSeq names its product atrial natriuretic peptide receptor 1-like. Gene Ontology annotation, biological process: protein phosphorylation; intracellular signal transduction; receptor guanylyl cyclase signaling pathway. Gene Ontology annotation, molecular function: guanylate cyclase activity; protein kinase activity; ATP binding. NCBI's taxonomy places the organism in Eukaryota, Metazoa, Tardigrada, Eutardigrada, Parachela, Macrobiotidae. The coding region runs from base 314 to 1513 and encodes 399 amino acids. The transcript has 7 exons. The record is from RefSeq and is a predicted model, not a curated record.